AAUAUAUAAAUAAAAGAAAUACAAAAAUGUCAGACAACUCCAAUUCCCAAACAAAGAAUAAAAGAACACAAACAAAGGAAAUUCUUCUGGCACCCAUUCCCUUCAUAGAAGACAGAGAAAGACUCUCUUUCUCUCUCUCUCUCCUCCUGGAGUUAUCAACCCAACAUAAAGAAAAGCAAUGUUUUUGCUACUUCCAUAGCCAUUAUUUUUUACUUUCUCUCUCUUUCUUCCUUUCUUUCUUCUUUCGAGUCUACCGUAGUACUUACUAGUAGUGUUUUCAUCACUCAGCCCAACUAAAAUCCAACUUUCAGAUUCUUCUCUUAAAACCCCACAAACGACACCCCCAUUCUAUUUCCAUCGAUUUCACUAGAGAAAUAGUAAUUCUAGUAUACUAUUACUUUGGCUUUUUCAUGUUUGUAUUUCCAUCAUCUCUUAAAAAAAUAAACACAAUAUGGAUACCUUAUUCAGACUCGUUAAUCUCCAACAACAACAACAACACAAACAUCAUCAACAACAUCAACAAUCCGAUCAGACAUCCUCUUUCACAACCACAAGUCGAACAACUUCAACAAGUUCUCCUAGAUCCAACAACUAUCCCAUCUCCAUUAAUCAUCUCCAACAUCAUCAACAACAACAACAACAAGAUCAAGAUCAAGAAUGCUUCAACCUUUUCAUGGAUGAAGAAGACUUCUCUUCUUCCUCCUCCAUACAAACUAACUACUACAACCCUUAUAACCACAACCACAACAACCACCACCACCACCACCAACAGCAAAAUCUAACUCCGAUCGCUUGCGAUAUCACAAACGACUUCACCUCUUCCCUCGCUACCGGAAAAUGGGCUUUCGACGUUCUUCUCGAGGCUGCGCGUGCCUUGGUUGACAAGAACAGCGGCCGCCUACAACAACUCAUAUGGAUGUUAAACGAGAUAAGCUCUCCUUACGGAGACGUGGAUCAGAAACUCGCGUCCUACUUUCUCCAAGCACUUUUCGGAAGAAUGACAGAUUCCGGCCAUAGGACUCUUAAAAUGUUGUCAUCUACAUCCGAGAAGAAUUGCUCUUUCGAGUCAACUAGAAAAAUGGUUCUAAGGUUUCAAGAGGUCAGCCCUUGGACCACGUUCGGUCACGUAGCAUGUAAUGGUGCAAUCAUUGAAGCCGUUGAAGGGGAAGCAAAGAUUCACAUUGUUGAUAUUAGCAACACUUAUUGCACUCAAUGGCCAACUCUACUCGAAGCACUCGCGACUCGAACCGACGACACACCUCACUUACGAAUCACGACAGUCGUCUCAACUUCCGGGGGCGGCGGUGGAGUUCAGAGGGUUAUGAAGGAAAUCGGAAGUCGGCUGGAGAAAUUCGCUAGACUAAUGGGAGUUCCGUUUAAGUUCAACAUAAUAUAUCACGCGGGAGAUCUGUCUGGAUUGAACUUAAGUCAACUUGAUUUGAAAGACGACGAGGCCUUAGCUGUUAACUGUAUAGGUACGUUGCAUUCUGUUCGGUCGGUUGGAAACUGUCGGGAUACUGUCCUCUCCAUGUUUCGAAACAUGAAUCCGCGUGUGGUGACUGUGGUUGAGGAGGAAGCCGAUCUCGAAAUAGGAAUCGACGGGUAUGGUUUCCUAAAAGGUUUCGAGGAAUGCUUGAAAUGGUUUAGGGUUUAUUUCGAGACAUUAGAAGAUAGUUUUCCGAGGACGAGUAACGAGAGAUUGAUGCUCGAGAGAGCUGCUGGACGUGCGAUCGUGGAUCUGGUUGCGUGUGAGCCAUCUGAUUCGACUGAACAGAGAGAGACGGCGGAGGGGUGGUCGAGGAGGUUUCAUGGUGGUGGGUUUGGACCGGUUUUAUUUAGUGAUGAAGUGAAUGAUGAUGUUAGAGCUUUGUUGAGAAGAUAUAAAGAAGGAUGGUCAAUGAAUCAGUGUAGUGUAGGCGCCGGAGCCACCGCCGGAAUAUUCUUGACGUGGAAGGAACAGCCGGUGGUUUGGGCUAGUGCGUGGAAACCUUGAUUGAGUUGAGGAUGGGAAAAGUUGAUUUUUUUUAGGGUGACAAUGGUGGUGGGCCACAGGUGCCAAACAAUUUGUAUGGUUUGUGGAUUUUGAUUGGAAAAUGGCCAACUGGGAGAGCAUUGGGCAUACUUUGCUUUUUCAAAGUAAUUUUAUUAUUAUUAAAAAUUAUAUAUAGGACUUAUUAAUAUAUUUAUUUAUAUAUAAAUCCACUUCCUAGUUUUACAUCUUCAAAACUUGUCACUGAUCAAUUCUUAAAACUCUCUAAAAACGGUUUUUUACACUAAGAUAUUAAAUGUCUAGGUUCAACAAUCUCUGUUUGAGUUAGGGUUG
This is a messenger RNA of Impatiens glandulifera, 2323 nucleotides long. Its product is annotated as protein SHORT-ROOT-like. Bases 452 to 1993 code for a protein of 513 amino acids. Gene Ontology annotation, cellular component: nucleus. Gene Ontology annotation, molecular function: DNA-binding transcription factor activity; sequence-specific DNA binding. The transcript has 2 exons. NCBI's taxonomy places the organism in Eukaryota, Viridiplantae, Streptophyta, Magnoliopsida, Ericales, Balsaminaceae. The record is from RefSeq and is a predicted model, not a curated record. Gene Ontology annotation, biological process: asymmetric cell division; negative regulation of mitotic cell cycle; radial pattern formation.